GGUUUGCUUCGUCUUCUUUCUCUUUUAGAUCACAAUUCAAACAUUGAAACUAUUAGCAUUAUCCUUUAUCCCCUCUGAAAACAUUACUCUUCUCUGUAUCUUCAUCUCUUAGGCAGUAACUUUACUCUUUAACAAACAACAACUUGAUUUCUUACAAAAAAAAAUGGGUUUGAUACGUUAUAACAGCCCAAUGGUCCAGAUCUUUAUUGUGGGUAUGAUCUGUUUCUGUUGUCCUGGUAUGUUUAAUGCUUUGACUGGUAUAGGUGGACAAGGUAAAGCGUCCACAGAAGCUGCGACAAACGCUGGCACUGCCACAGCAGUAACAUUUACGAUAUGUUCAUUGAUUGGUGCUCCUGUGUAUAACCUUUUCGGUAAUAGAGUUCUUAUCCCUGCCGCUCUUUGCUAUGUCCUUUACGUUGGUUCUUUCCUUUCUAAAAAUGAUAACUUCACUAUCGCCGCUGGUGCUAUUCUUGGUAUUGGUGCUGGUUUCUUAUGGACGGCUCAGGCAGGCAUUAUGAUGUCUUAUCCUUCUGAAAAGGAUAAGGGUAAAGCUUUCUCUGUCUUUUGGGUGGUAUUCAAUCUAGGUGCUACUCUUGGUGCUGCUAUUCCUCUUGGUAAUGAAUGGAAUGCUGGAAGCAUGCCCCAAGUCCAGACCACAACAUAUAUUGCCUUCAUGGUUAUCAUGGCAUUUGGUGCAGCAUUGAGUUUGGCCCUUCUUCCUGCCAACAAAGUUGUACGUUCUGAUGGCUCACAUGCUUCUCUUCCAAAAAUUUCCAACUGGAAGCGUGAAGCAUUGGAAGUGUUUAAGCUUUUCAAAGACUGGCGCAUGCUUAUUCUUAUUCCACUCUUCGCUGGCUCCAAUUGGUUCUAUACCUACCAAUUCAACGUUUAUAAUGGCCCUGGCUUCAUGACAAAACGUGCUCGAUCUCUGAACAACGUAUUAUAUUGGUUGUUUCAAAUGAUAGGUGCUGGUCUUUUUGGUUGGUUCCUUGAUUCUCAUAGACUUGGCACUCGUAAGCAACGUGCCUUAUACGGCAACACUAUUACUUUCAUUAUCAUUCUCGCUCUUUGGGUUGGUUGUAUUUUCAUCCAAAAAAAUUUUACUCGUGAAUUUGUCAGCCUCCCUUCUUACGUUAAGAUUGACGUCUUUGACAAGGAAUAUCCGGGCUUGAUUAUUGAAUACGCCUUCUUCGGUUUAAUUGAUGCUGUGUAUCAAGGCUUCAUUUACUGGCUUAUGGGUACCAUGACUAACGAUACUGAAAGGGCUACUCGUUAUGGUGGUUUCUAUAAGACAAUUCAAAAUGCUGCGAAUGCCAUUGCUAACCAACUCGAAGCGCAAAAGGUUGGAUAUAUGACUCAGCUUAUUGUUGUUAUGGUCAUUAAUCUUGUUGGCCUCCUUCUCGCCUAUGGUGUUUCUUGGUCCGUUCCUGAUGUGACUGUUGAGACUAUUGAUAACUUGAAAGAUGGACAUGCAGUUACUACUCUAGUUGGUGGCCAUGUUGAUGGCGAUGAUUUGAAGGUUUCUAGCAAUCCUGCCGUUAUAAAGGAAGACCAGCAUAUGGAUGAACAUCUGUACGAAAAGGCUGAAGCAUAAACUUAAAUUCAUUCAAACACAUACAUUUCAUCACUGUACUCAUUCUUAUCGUUACUAUCUACACUAUUAAACUAUAUCUCUAUGGAGAG
This is a messenger RNA of Mycotypha africana, 1683 nucleotides long. Its product is annotated as major facilitator superfamily domain-containing protein. The record is from RefSeq and is a predicted model, not a curated record. The transcript has 3 exons. Bases 164 to 1594 code for a protein of 476 amino acids. NCBI's taxonomy places the organism in Eukaryota, Fungi, Mucoromycota, Mucoromycetes, Mucorales, Mycotyphaceae.